AUGGUGGAGGAGGUGGAGGCGGAUCCAGAGGCCCCAGCGUGGUCCGGGCUCAGCUGGUUGGUGUGGGCUCCUUCUCAGGCAGCGGCGGAGGCGGCGGUGGAGGCGCAGGUGGAUAUGGCAGCGGAGGUGGAGGUGGAGGAGGCUACGGUGGAGGCGGCGGUUGGAGUAUAUAGGGAGUCGAGAUGUAGACAGUCUGCAGAGGAAAGAACUCAGAUCAUGAAGAUUUGUAUUGCACUGGCGUUCGUGGCCACCAUAAGCAUGGUAGCGGCUGCUCCUGGUGGUUGUUGUGGAUCAGGAGGCGGCAGUGUGGUGAGAGCUCGUCUCGUCGCAUCUCGCACCUUCUCAAGCGGCGGAAGCGGUGGAGGUGGACGCGGCGGAGGAGGUGGAGGAGGAUAUGGUGGAGGAGGUGGAGGCGGAUCCAGAGGCCCCAGCGUGGUCCGGGCUCAGCUGGUUGGUGUGGGCUCCUUCUCAGGCAGCGGCGGAGGCGGCGGUGGAGGCGCAGGUGGAUAUGGCAGCGGAGGUGGAGGUGGAGGAGGCUACGGCGGAGGCGGCGCGGUGGCUCUGAAGGUUGAGACUUCAGAAGUAAGUUUCGGCGCAAAAAGUGUAGAUAAAGGGUACCUGGCAUCCCUUUAUACAUGGAGUAUAAAGGGAUCGUCAACUCAAGAUGUAGUCAGUGUGCAGAGGGAAAGAACUCAGAACAUGAAGACUUAUAUUGUACUGGCGUUCGUGGCCGCCAUAAGCGUGCUGGUUGGUGUGGGCUCCUUCUCCGGCAGCGGCGGAGGCGGCAGUGGAGGCGCAGGUGGAUACGGCAGCGGAGGUGGAGGUGGAGGAGGCUACGGCGGAGGCGGCGCCUUCUAUGACUUUCCAUACAAGAGGUUCUUAAUCUGGGAUCCGUGGUCCCCAGUUUAA
Messenger RNA from Penaeus indicus, 909 nucleotides. RefSeq lists its product as uncharacterized. The record is from RefSeq and is a predicted model, not a curated record. Bases 1 to 909 code for a protein of 302 amino acids. Lineage: Eukaryota; Metazoa; Arthropoda; Malacostraca; Decapoda; Penaeidae. The transcript is spliced from 10 exons.